Phycodurus eques (leafy seadragon) is the source of this 555-nucleotide messenger RNA. Its product is annotated as gamma-crystallin M1-like. The coding region runs from base 19 to 555 and encodes 178 amino acids. NCBI's taxonomy places the organism in Eukaryota, Metazoa, Chordata, Actinopteri, Syngnathiformes, Syngnathidae. Gene Ontology annotation, molecular function: structural constituent of eye lens. Gene Ontology annotation, biological process: lens development in camera-type eye; visual perception. The record is from RefSeq and is a predicted model, not a curated record. The transcript is spliced from 3 exons.
ACUACCAAAACCAUCACCAUGGGCAAGAUCAUCCUUUUCGAGGAGAAGAACUUCCAGGGCCGCUCAUACGAGUGCCUGAACGACUGCCCAGAGCUGACCUCUGUUCUGAGCCGCUGCCAGUCCUGCCGUGUGGAGAAUGGCUGCUUCAUGGUCUAUGAGCGCUCCAACUUCCUGGGCAACCAAGUGUUCCUUAAAAGAGGAGAGUACCAAGACCUGCAGCGCAUGCUGAGUAUGGGAGUGACCCUCGAGUCCAUUAAAUCCUGUAGAAUGAUCCCCUUACACCGAGGCCAGUUCAAGAUUAAGAUCUUCGAGCGAGAGAACCUGAGCGGCCAGUCCAACGAACUGCAGGAGGACUGUGACAACAUCAUGGAGCGCUUCCGCAUGAACGACAUCCUGUCCUGCCAAGUGAUGGAGGGUCACUGGCUGAUGUUCGAGCAGCCCAACUUCCGUGGCAGGAUGAUCUAUGUGAAGCCCGGAGAGCACCGCAGCCUCAAGGAGAUGGGCCUGAGUGGCAUCAGGAUCAUCAGCUUGAGGCGUAUCACUGACAUGUGUUAG